GCAGCUUUAACGUGUGGUUAAGGAAGUACAUUUUUCUUCUAUCACCAAUCUUUCCAUCUGAAAAAGCCUGUCUCUCUCUCUCUCUCUCCUUCUCCCUCUCUCUUUAUGCAGUUCUCCACUCGUUGAAGAAGCCAAAAACAAGAGCCACAAAGUGUUCAAGAAAAAGAAAAAGAAAAGUUAUUAUUGAAGAAUUAAAACUAUGGAGAAUGGAACGGUACUGAACCAUGAAAUGGAAACAGCUUCAACUAUCACGAUCAAAGGCAUCCUUAGUUUGUUAAUGCAAAACGUUGAUGAAAAGAACGGGAAGAGGUUGAUUUCUUUAGGUAUCGGUGACCCUACUGUUUAUUCUUGCUUUCAUACUACUCAUGUUGCCGGAGAAGCUGUUGCUGAAGCUCUUCAAUCUGAGAAGUUCAAUGGCUAUUCACCCACUGUUGGCCUUCCCCAAACCAGAAGGGCAAUUGCAGAAUAUCUGUCAUGUGAUCUUCCUUACAAGCUAUCAUCUGAUGAUGUCUUUGUCACAUCUGGCUGCACACAAGCUAUUGAUGUAGCAUUGGCAAUGCUUGGACGACCAGGUGCAAACAUCUUGCUUCCAAGGCCUGGAUUCCCAAUCUAUGAACUCUGUGCUACCUUUAGACGUCUAGAAGUUCGGUACUUUGAUCUUCUCCCCAAGAAAGGCUGGGAAGUUGAUCUCGAUUCGGUUGAAGCACUUGCAGAUCAGAACACAGUUGGUUUAGUAAUCAUAAACCCUGGCAAUCCUUGUGGCAAUGUGUACUCCUACCAACAUUUGAAAAGGAUUGCAGAAACUGCAGAGAAGCUUAAAAUUCCUGUUGUUGCUGAUGAAGUCUAUGGGCACCUUGCUUUUGGGGACAACCCGUUUGUACCAAUGGGACUUUUCGGAUCAAUUGUUCCGGUCCUAACUCUAGGGUCUCUAUCAAAGAGAUGGAUAGUACCCGGAUGGCGACUUGGUUGGUUCGUGAUGAGUGACCCCUGUGGCAUGUUUAAAAAUCCUAAGAUUAUCGAGCGUAUAAAGAAGUAUUUUGAUAUUUUGGGAGGACCUGCAACUUUUAUUCAGGCAGCUGUUCCCUGUAUCAUUGAGCAAACUGAUGAGGUUUUCUUCAGAAAAACUAUUAACACACUGAAGCAGACCUCAGAUAUUUGUUGGGAUAUGAUAAAGGAGAUCCCUUGCAUUAGUUGUCCCCAAAAGCCUCAGGGAUCUAUGGCUGUCAUGAUUAAACUAAAUCUUUCAGACCUGGAAGACAUCAGCGAUGAUAUUGACUUCUGUUUCAGGCUGGCCAAAGAAGAAUCUGUUAUCAUUCUUCCUGGUACUGCAGUGGGGUUAAAGAAUUGGCUUCGAAUCACGUUUGCUGCUGAUCCACCCUCUCUGAAAGAAGCGUUGGGCAGAUUGAAGUCUUUCUGUGAAAGACAUACCAAGAUACUGCAGAUAUAUUGAAAGUACAGGCUACACAACAUGCCCUCAAGCCUCACACAGUAUACUGACACCAUUUCCUGCUGCCAGCAUAUCUUUAAUAAUAGAAUAAUAUUAUGCUUCUUCAACUGGUCAAUAAUGCUUGUUGAUUUAUUGUUAAUAACACUUGCAGAUGUUAGAUGUUAUUUCUUUUAUGGGAAAUUUUAACUUGAAUGUUAGAGGUCAUCUGCAAAGUAGUCUUCUUCCACAUGUAGUAAAAUUUAUAGUGCCAAAUGAUAUAAUGUAUAAGAAGUUGUUACUUUGUUA
Molecule: messenger RNA, 1732 nt
Organism: Theobroma cacao (cacao)
Lineage: Eukaryota; Viridiplantae; Streptophyta; Magnoliopsida; Malvales; Malvaceae
Gene: TAT7
Product: Tyrosine transaminase family protein
Biological process (GO): L-tyrosine catabolic process; biosynthetic process
Molecular function (GO): pyridoxal phosphate binding; L-tyrosine:2-oxoglutarate transaminase activity
Source: RefSeq, a predicted model, not a curated record